Plasmodium vivax (malaria parasite P. vivax) is the source of this 2064-nucleotide messenger RNA. RefSeq lists its product as hypothetical. NCBI's taxonomy places the organism in Eukaryota, Apicomplexa, Aconoidasida, Haemosporida, Plasmodiidae. The coding region runs from base 1 to 2064 and encodes 687 amino acids. The record is from RefSeq and is a predicted model, not a curated record. The transcript is spliced from 2 exons.
AUGCGCCAGAGAGGAGGAAGAAAGGGAACCAACCAAUCGAUGCGUCCAAUCGUUGACCACGUAUACAGCAACAUACAAGGGAUAAUGAAACGCCUCACCUGUGUGUGCUUCUUCCCUUAUGGAUCCCCCAGCAGUGGGCUGUUCCUUCCCGAGGAUAUGAAUGAAACGGCUGAGCUUGUGUCCACUCCCAGGAGGGUGAGUAACCUGUGGGUCUUGCGGGGGGCUUACCUCCAUUUGGUUGGUGGGCUCCUUAACCACCCGGAGAGGCCGCCUAACCACCCGGGGAGGCCGCCUAACCACCCGGGGAGGCCGCCUAACCACCCGGAGAGGCCGCCUAACCACCCGGAGAGGCCGCCUAACCACCAAGCCAAUCAAACUCUCUACAAAAACAUACGCCACCUGUACAGGGUGAAAUACGAAAGGGAUUACCAAGUGAUGACGCGCGGGGAGUGCUUUUCCCCUCUUCAUCGUUUUUAUAAAAUUGCCGAGCACACAGGAAGGAAAGCUCUCUCCUGUCUCCACCUCCUACUCUUGACCUCCUUGUCUAUCUACUGCUUGUGUAGAAGCCUCCUCAUUUUGACGCAGCACAUACGUGCCCUGGAAAGGAAGAAGCUGCACGAGCGGCGCUGCCAGGGGGGGGCUGCCUCAGACGAGCUGUUUCGCCUCCUCGUCGAAUCGGUGGCCCACAUGGGUCAGGGCCUGGCGGGGGAGGAAGCGAAGAACCACCACGAAGCGGACCACCCAGAUGGUGAAGACCACCACGAUGCUGCGGACCACCACCACAUCUACGACGAGCUGCAAACCAAGCUGCGCCUCUGCCUGAGCAUGAUCAACCGAAUCAAAGGAGAACGCCCCAGGGGUGCAUCUAAAAAGUUGGUGAAUCAGAACGAAAGGCAAGCAAGGGAAGCGUCUAGCAGCGGCGUGUCUAGGAGUGACGUGUCUAUGCGGGACUUCCCUGUGCCUACGGGUGAGCCACCCACGCAGAAGGCAGUGUACGAGGCGAAGGCGGUGUGCCAAACGGGGGGAGAAACGCCAAGUGGUGAACCCACCUCGCAAAGGAAGCAACGAGGGGGUGGCUGCUUACCGUAUGCCAUCUACUUGUAUGAGCGUAGAACCGGUGAGGAGGCCAUGCAGGGGGGGGGGAAGCGAAAAGGGGGGGGUACCUCCGUUGAAGGCACCUCGGCGGGGCACUCCCCCCAAGAGGGGUACUCCUCCCGAGAGGGGCAAAAAGAGGAAGGGCGCACAGAGAGGAACUACACCAAUGGGCCAAUAAACCCUCACAUUGCAUCGUCUGGGACGGCUAAGGAAACGCUUAAGAGACACACCAAAGGGGGGUCUUCUCCCCACCCCAGUGACGACCCACGUGAAAGGGAAGCCCCCUCAAAUUUAAAUAGAAACGAUUUAAUUAAAGAACUGAAAGGGGCGUUUGCAACGAAAAGGCGGUACGUGUAUUUGAGUAAAAGGCUCUGCUUUGAUGAAUCCCUGGGGGACUUCGUGAUGAGGGACGUCUCGUCGGAGGGAAGGGGGGCGAGCGGCGAAGGUGCGAGCGAAGGAGCUAGCGAAGGUGCUAGCGAAGGCGCUCGAGCAGACACUAGUGAAGGUACUCGAGCAGACGCUAGCGAAGGUGCGAGCGAAGGUACUCAAGAAGACGCUCGAGCAGACACUAGUGAAGGUGCUAGCGAAGGUACUCCCGAAGACACUAGUGAAGACACUCCCGAGGGGGACUGCCUGAGGCCCAUGGCCGACGUGCCCGCCUUCCGGCAGAACAUCGCGGCCGCCCUCGCGCGCGAGGUGUGCAAACAAGGGCGCAGCGGAAUAAAAUUGCGAAGCGAGCAACUGGCAGAAGCAGCAGGGUGUCCAAGUGGCCCAGAGGACUGCAGGCAUGGGUGCUGUAGGUCGGGUCGUUCCUGCGGGUGCAAGGGGGGAGGAGAAGAAAAAGGAGAGGAAGAUGAAGAAGAGGAAGAGGAAGAAAAAGGAGAAGAGGAAGAGGAAGAUGAAGAAGAGGAAGAGGAAGAAAAAGGAGAAGAGGAAGAGGAAGAAAACGGAGAGGAAGAUGAAGAAUGA